Messenger RNA from Asterias rubens (European starfish), 3276 nucleotides. RefSeq names its product neutral alpha-glucosidase AB-like. The record is from RefSeq and is a predicted model, not a curated record. The transcript has 26 exons. Gene Ontology annotation, biological process: N-glycan processing; carbohydrate metabolic process. The coding region runs from base 1 to 2793 and encodes 930 amino acids. Gene Ontology annotation, molecular function: alpha-glucosidase activity; carbohydrate binding. NCBI's taxonomy places the organism in Eukaryota, Metazoa, Echinodermata, Asteroidea, Forcipulatida, Asteriidae.
AUGGCAGCCUCCUAUGUCGGUAAAAAGACGUGGCCUUUUUUAAAAAUGAGUCACUCCAACCUUCUUCUUCAUCUGCUGGUCGGAUGUGUUCUCGUCUCGGCUGUUGACAGGAAUAAUUUUAAGAAAUGCGAUCAAAGCAGUUUUUGCAAACGAAACCGCAAGCUACAGCCAGGCAACUCACCCUAUGCAGCCGUUAUGGAAUCAGUCAAGAUAUCAGACAGUCUGAUUGAAAUGGAUGUGUUGAAUACAGCCAAUGGUGUAUUGCUUAGUCUGGAGUUGCAUGGCAUGGAGAUGAACACAGCAAGGCUAAGGAUUAAGGAAUCAGGAAAGAAACGAUACGAGGUACCAGACGUUGUGCAACCACAUCUUAUAAAAAGCCGCUGGACAGUAUCUCAAACCAGAGAUUCCUUAGAGGCAUCCCUACAGAAUGGUAUCACUGUCCGUCUUACUGCCAGCCCGCUACGUCUUGAUGUCAUGGAAGAAGAUAACGUUCUCAUUUCAGUCAACUCCAGGGGGUUAAUGAACUUUGAGCAUUUACGUGAGAAGAAAAGUCCUAAACCCCCUGGUGAGGAAGGACGAGAAGGAGAGGAAGGUGAAGCUCAACAGGAUGUUGCUGAAGAACCUGGUAUGUGGGAAGAGACAUACAAGUCACAUACAGACCACAAACCUAAAGGUCCCACGUCUGUUGGAAUGGAUUUUUCUUUUCCUGGUUUUGAUCAUGUUUAUGGCAUACCAGAGCAUGCUGACUCCUUUGCUUUAAAGACUACCGUGAGCACCGAUCCCUACCGUUUGUACAAUCUGGAUGUGUUUGAAUAUGAGUUAUACAACCCUAUGGCAUUAUAUGGUUCUGUACCCUACAUGUUAGCUCAUAGCUCAGAGAGAACUGUGGGUUUAUUUUGGCUUAAUUCUGCUGAGACAUGGAUUGAUAUUAGUUCCAAUACUGCAGACAAGUCUAUGUUCAACAGGAUGCUUGACUUCAUGAAGAGAGAUUCUGAAGUACCUCAGGUUGAUACUCAUUGGUUCUCAGAGAGUGGUAUCAUUGAUGUGUUCUUUCUACUGGGACCAACAACUGAACAAGUCAUGUAUCAGUAUGCUACCAUUACUGGUAUGCCAUCAAUGCCACCAUUAUUUAGUAUUGCAUACCACCAGUGCCGAUGGAAUUACAACGAUGAAGAUGACGUUAAAAAUGUGGAUGCCAAGUUUGAUGAGAAUGAUAUUCCAUAUGAUGUAAUAUGGCUUGAUAUUGAACACACCGAUGGCAAAAGGUACAUGACUUGGGAUUCACACAAGUUCUCCCAUCCCAUUGAGAUGCAAAAUCAAGUCGCUGCCAAGGGAAGAAAGAUGGUGACAAUCGUUGACCCUCAUCUCAAGAAGGAUUCUGGAUAUCACUUGAAUAGAGAAGCAAUAGACAAUGGCUACGUCGUCAGGACACACGAUAACAACGAUUACGAGGGUUGGUGCUGGCCAGGUUCCUCUAGUUACCCAGACUUCACCAGAGCUGAUGUUCGUAGCUGGUGGGCGGACAAACUGUCGUAUGAGAACUACAAGGGUUCUACUCCAAACCUCUUCACCUGGAAUGAUAUGAAUGAACCAUCUGUGUUUAAUGGACCUGAAGUUACUAUGCAUAAAGACACUGUACAUGCUGAUGGUUGGGAACAUAGGGAUGUACACAACGUCUAUGGAUAUUAUGUGCACAUGGCAACUGUUGAUGGGCAAAUUAAACGGUCUGGUGGGAAAGAAAGGCCAUUUGUUUUAUCAAGAGCGUUCUUUGCAGGAUCUCAGAGAUAUGGUGCUAUUUGGACUGGAGACAAUGAAGCAAGUUGGGAUCAUCUUAAAAUGAGUAUUCCCAUGUUACUGUCCAUUGGUGUAGCUGGAAUUCCUUUCAUUGGAGCUGAUGUCGGAGGCUUCUUCAAGAAUCCCGAUCCAGAACUACUCACCAGAUGGUAUCAAGCAGGGUCAUUCCAACCCUUCUUCCGUGCCCACGCCCAUCUGGAUACCAAACGACGUGAGCCUUGGCUCCUGCCACCCCACAUGACGGAUAUUGUACGUAAAGCUAUCAGAACACGCUAUGCAUUACUACCUUACUGGUAUACAGGAUUCUACAAAAGCUCUAACACAGGAAGCCCUGUAAUGAGACCAAUGUGGCAGGAGUUUCCUGAGGAUGAAUCUACAUUCUCAAUGGACAAUCAGUACAUGAUAGGUGAAUCCCUUCUUGUGAAGCCUGUGACUGAUCCAGGUGCAAACUCAGUCAGUGUUUAUUUCCCUGGAGAGAAUGUGGUUUGGUAUGACGUCAACACUCUGGAGAAGUUUGUCGGUCCCAGUACACAGUCUGUUUUUGUUAAUCUAGAAAAGAUCCCAGUAUAUCAGCGUGGUGGAACCAUCGUACCUCGUAAAGAGAGGGUUCGUCGCUGCUCAACACUAGGAAUUGCAGAUCCUUACACACUCAUUGUAGCCUUAGAUACCAAGCAAGAAGCAGCUGGUCAGUUAUACAUGGACGAUGGACACAGUUUUGAUUACAAAUCAGGGCUCUUUCAGUACAAACAUAUCACUUACAAGAACAACAUUAUUCAAUCAAGGUCUGUUGAUAUGAACGGCAGGUACCAGACUAAAUCUUGGCUAGAGAGAGUGGUUGUGAUUGGUGUAGCGAGGUCACCAAAGGUCAUCGAACUCUCAGGAGACACGAUAAGCACCCACCAUGUAGAGUUCAGCUUCAACCAGAGCAACAAUGUACUGGUUAUAAGGAAGCCAGACGUCAACAUGGCCACUGACUGGCUCAUGUCACUCAAAAUGUAGACAUCGAUCAAACAGGUUUAUUUAUUUAACCUUAUAUUCAAACGGUAUUUUUCGGAAUCGUGGGAGGAAGCCUUUGGGAUAGUUUUGUUGUAUACAGUCAGUUGCUGUGCAUAUUAAGAGAGAGUCACCCGUUGGAUGUAGUUUUUUGCUGGUUCGGGUAUGCAGGCUUUCUUUGAAUCAAUAUAAGAUACAAUUCAGUGGCCUUUUGUCUGUCAAGCCCGGCUCAUACUUCCUGCGAAACAAAUUUGACGUUACAGCUCUGUUUUCGCUGCGAUUCCAAAUGUUUUGCUGGAGUUCAGCACAGGGCAACAGGAAUUGUCGUAGCAAAUUAUUGACGUUGACAGGAAGUAUGAACCAGGCUUAAUGCUGCUGAUUCUGGGAUGCAUACUCUCUUUGAAUCAAUAUAAGGUACGAUGUUGGUGAAUCUGGGGUCUCUGGUGUAUAUAAUCUCUUCAAAUAAAGAUAAUGUACAAUAUUUUGGCU